This is a messenger RNA of Mangifera indica (mango), 1223 nucleotides long. RefSeq names its product MYB-like transcription factor ODO1. The record is from RefSeq and is a predicted model, not a curated record. Lineage: Eukaryota; Viridiplantae; Streptophyta; Magnoliopsida; Sapindales; Anacardiaceae. The coding region runs from base 24 to 821 and encodes 265 amino acids. The transcript is spliced from 2 exons.
UGGCAUUACCCACUUAGAAGCUCAUGGGCAGGCAACCUUGUUGUGACAAACUUGGUGUCAAGAAGGGUCCUUGGACAGCUGAGGAGGACAAAAAAUUGGUCACCUUUAUUCUCACCCACGGCCAUUGCUGCUGGCGCGCCGUCCCCAAGCUUGCUGGCCUCCGUCGCUGCGGCAAGAGCUGCCGCCUCCGCUGGACCAACUACCUCCGCCCUGACCUCAAACGUGGCCUCCUUAAUGAAGCUGAAGAGCAACUCGUCAUUGAUCUCCAUGCUCGCCUUGGCAAUAGGUGGUCAAAAAUUGCAGCAAGAUUGCCAGGAAGAACUGAUAAUGAGAUCAAGAAUCAUUGGAAUACCCACAUCAAGAAGAAGCUUAUUAAGAUGGGAAUCGAUCCGGUUACUCAUGAGCCUCUGAAAAAACAAGAAACCAGUGACGAUAAACCUGAGGCAGCUGCCAAGUUUGAUGUUAAUGGCGAGCAGGAGGGAGAGGCAGUUAAUAAAAGCUCUGAAAAAGUUGGGUCCAUGAAUGAUAAUUCAAGCUCUCAGAAUGAGAACUAUUCAACAGAUGAAUCGAAUUCGAGGUCACUGGAUCCCAACAGUGAUGACGACUUGUUGAUGAGUUACAUGUGGUCAGAGACAUUCCUUGAUGACACAUCAUGGAGCUUCCCAGCAGCCUGCAGAGAAAUAGAAUAUGGUGAAUUUGGAAGAUUGUCUUCCUCAGAAGAAAACAGUGCAUGGUUGAUGGACUAUCAAGAGCUUGGAGAAGGAGAAUUUGGGCUUGGAAAUUCUUCAAAUGAAAAGGACACUAAUGCAGUUCUUAUGUAAAAAGAAAAGCUUCAGGAUUUUACAAAUGGACAGCAAUUAUAUACUGUUUGGAUCUUAUAAGCAGAAGAACCAAAAAAGAAACAAAGUGUUUAAGAAAUAAAUUUGGUUUCUUAAGCAAAUUAAGUUUAACCAUGUCUGUCUUCCUUUCUUUCUUUCUUUCUUUUCUUGUCUGGUAUUUUAUAUAUUAUGUUGUUAAACAUAAGUAGAAGCUUGUUCUGAAUGUGGGCAAGUGUUGCAUUGGAAGAACUGCAGGAUUUGUAGAUAACAGAAGGAGAUAUCCAUUAAAAGGUCACCCCAGUCUUUAAGAGCUGUGAGGUUGAAGAAGCAAAAUACUACUUGUACAAAAUACAAAUUUGUUUGGAUACUUCAAAUAUAAUUUCAUGUAUGUACAUGCAUCUUUCC